AUGGCGUCCAAGAAGGUGUCCAUUCUCAAGUUCGUCGGGACCGUCUCCCUCGGUCUCUUCACAGGCGCAUCAUAUACCCUUUCGACCUUCACCAUCCCCCAACUCCUCGAUCUUCCCUCCGCCUCAAGCGCCGCCAAGGCCUUCCGCUCCAUCAGCAACACCGCGACAACUCACCUCAAUGCUCUGAGCGGUGCCACCGCUUCCGCAUUCCUUCUCGCCUUCGCUCUCUCCCCGCGCGGCUUCAGACACCCCUACCUGCUCUACACGUCGCUGUUCGUACUCGGUACCCGCCUCACCGGCUACGUCACACCCGCUAUCUUCGGGCCGCCUAGCGACUUCUCUCAGAAGAGAGCCGCGGCAGCCAAGGCCAACAAGGAGAAAUUGGCUGCAAGACGCAUGGAUCAGAGCUACGAGUUGCUAGGCGACACACAUGACGACGAGGGCCUGAGUGGCGUAGACGACGAGGAAGAGAUCAACGGUGAGGAGGUCCGCAGCGAGGUCGAGUUCUUCGUCAAGAACCAGUUGGUACAGACUGCGCUGGCCGGCAUUGGCUUUGCCAUGGCUGUCGUUGGUAUCUGGGGAGACGGUGUUUUUGAUUCUGUGACCGAGACCGUGGUGGUUGCCAUAUGA
This is a messenger RNA of Truncatella angustata, 630 nucleotides long. RefSeq lists its product as uncharacterized. The record is from RefSeq and is a predicted model, not a curated record. Gene Ontology annotation, biological process: autophagy of mitochondrion. The transcript is spliced from 2 exons. Gene Ontology annotation, cellular component: mitochondrion. Lineage: Eukaryota; Fungi; Ascomycota; Sordariomycetes; Amphisphaeriales; Sporocadaceae. The coding region runs from base 1 to 630 and encodes 209 amino acids.